Xyrauchen texanus (razorback sucker) is the source of this 3857-nucleotide messenger RNA. Its product is annotated as plasmanylethanolamine desaturase-like. The record is from RefSeq and is a predicted model, not a curated record. Bases 12 to 839 code for a protein of 275 amino acids. Lineage: Eukaryota; Metazoa; Chordata; Actinopteri; Cypriniformes; Catostomidae. The transcript is spliced from 6 exons. Gene Ontology annotation, molecular function: oxidoreductase activity.
CCGGACUGAACAUGGCGAGCACCGAGAGGAAAAACAGGGCUUCGGAAAACUUUCCAACACCAGAAGCAACUGUAUCUGAGCAGCCGGGCGCGAGAUGGGGUCCACAGCACGCCGGCGCUCGAGAACUCGCGGAAUUGUACUCGCCAGGAAAAAGAUGUCAGGAAUGGAUCAGUGUGUUACUUUGCUUUACCCUCAUGGCCUUCAACUUCUGUUACCUGGUAACAUACUUCCACCUGGGACACUCCUGGUACAUCCUCUUUAGCAUCGUGGCAGGAAUCCUGACUGCUGACUUUGCCUCUGGUCUGGUCCACUGGGGUGCUGACACAUGGGGAUCAGUAGAUCUGCCCAUCUUUGGGAAGGCCUUCAUUCGGCCAUUUCGAGAGCACCACAUCGAUCCAACAGCUAUAACGCGCCAUGAUUUCAUAGAGACAAAUGGUGAUAAUUGUAUGUUAACCAUCAUCCCUCUGGCUAACAUGGCAGCAAACUUCAUGAUGCUCUCACCAGCGGAGAUCUACAGGAACUACCCGUGGUACUGUUACGUCUUUUCUCUAGCCAUUUUUGUUACAUUGACCAAUCAGAUCCACAAAUGGUCGCACACAUAUUUUGGGCUCCCAAUCUGGGUGACGUUUCUUCAGGACUGUCACAUCAUAUUACCACGGAAACACCACAGAGUUCACCACGUUUCACCUCAUGAAACCUACUUCUGCAUUACCACAGGCUGGUUGAACUAUCCUCUAGAGAAAUUGGGAUUCUGGAGGAACCUAGAAGAUCUCAUCCAGAGCGUGACAGGAGAGAAACCCAGAUCAGAUGACCUUAGAUGGGCCCAAAAAACCAAAUAAUCUUCCUCCGCCACUGACCCACUUCCCCUACCUCAGAGCUGAUAAUAGGAGAACAAUCUUUUUUUUCUCCAUCUAUAGAGAAUUAUGGAAAGUGUAAUGGAAAGAUAUCAUAGCCCAAAUUUGAAAGCCAUCAGCUCUUAGAAACAGAAUUGACAAAGCAAUUGAAAGCAAUAUUUCACCCUGCUCAUCCUUUCUGGGUGCAAAGCAUCCAAAUCCUUGUUGAAAACUUGAGACUUCUGUGGAUUGUUUAAAACUCCUUAAAGUGCAAAAAAACAAAAACAAACGAAAAUUCAAAAGGUCAAUACUUGAACUAUGUGGGCUCUUUUCUGGACAUUUUCUUCUCAUCUUUCACCUGCUCUCAAAGCUUUGCUGACUAGCUGGUCUCUGACUAGCUGGCCUCUGCACUCUUGGGUUUAGCCAUUGGGACUGAUCUUUUUUGCUCUCACCCUCCUCUUGUUUGGGGGUAAACGUAGUGAACUAAUGGCAUUUCAGCUCUUUGCCACAGGGGGCUGAAAACCUGUGUCUUUAUCAGUUGCUUGUGUCCAACUGGACAGCAGCAUCAUAUGCAGUCUUCAGAAUGCCUUAAAAGAUGAUUCACAGGAAAGAAGCUUGCUUUGCCUCAUUACACUUAAACAGAUCUUUUCAUUAUUAAUCAUUUUCUUUUUAAGCACAUUUGCAAAUUCAGAGGUGCUGUAAGCAGUCAGCUCAUUACCAAGAUGCGUUGUUAGAAGUAUUACCUGGUAGGUCAAUUUUUAAGCCAUUAGUGUUUGUGUGAGUGAGCCAUGAGAGCAACGUUAAUGUUCAUGCUGCUUGAUAGUUACAUUUAAAUAAUGAAACCCAAUGAUAUGCAGAAAAGGCCUCUGUGAUAUCACAUGUAUACAUUUUGUAUUAACUUCACCUUAGGAAAAGUAGAUGCGAAUGACAAGCUGAUUGACACUAAUUCACUCUACUGCUGGGUUUUAGGUUUGCAUACAUUGUUACAUAACAUAUGCCCUGUGUAGUUGGCUUGAGGCAAGACAUUUAACUUUCAGUUAAACGCUAGCAUGUUAAAGGGGUAGUUCACCCAAAAAUGAAAAUUCUAUAUUGAUCAUAAAAAAAUUAGAAUUCUAGAAUUAGUCACCAUUCACUUUCAUUUUAUGCAAAAUAUUAUGCAAUGAAAGUGAGUGAUUGCUGAUGCCAACAUUCUGCCUAACCUUUCCUUAAGUUAGUCAUACAGGUUUAGAACAAUAUAAGGGUGAGUAAAUGAUGACAGAUUUUGCAAUUUUUAAUAAUAGUUUGAAAUGCUAGAGGCAGUUAUUGAAAAAGUCAGACCUUUCACCUACUAACUGCUUAAAAUUAAUUAACACAUUUUUCAUUAUAAAGCUAUAAUGACAAUGGACUAGCAAAAGGCUAUUUUACUUGAUUAAUCAUAUUUUUCAGUUAUAAGAAUAAAGUAUGUGGUUACCAUUGUAACACAAUUCUUUUAUAAAGAGUGAGGAGGAAAUGAGUGAGGCUCUGCACUUUGAGAACAUGGUUGUGCCAUUUAAAUGUUUUUUUUUUUUUUUUUUACAGUUUUGAAUUGGUUACUUUGUUUCUUACAGAAUGUUAUAUGAUUAAAUGUUACACUGUGUGUACACCAAAUUAUUUUAUCAGUGAAACAUUUUCUGAUCUUAUCCCCCAAAGCUGUAAAAAACAAAUAAAAAACCCUCCAAAAAAACAACUAAAGCUAGAGUUUAUUAGGCUCUCUGCUUGUGUGCAUUUUCAUGCCAAAAAUGGAAAACCCUGUUACUGUCCGCAGCAAUGUGGUGAUUUGUUUCAAUAAGUCAAUGAUAGGUCAGUAUGGUGAUAGGGAAUGUUUAGAUACGUAGGUCAGCUCCUCAGAAGGUUAGAGAAAGUGUUUUAGAGAGCAUAUUCUUUUGUCAGAGUUGAUUAACUGUUACAAUGUAGUCAGCCAGAACUGUUAAAAAAAGAACACGAGAACAUGAAGAGUUUUGAGUUAAUUCAUAAUGUGUCAUGUGUUGUUAUUUUCUUUUCCUAAUUCAGGAAGCUUUCUUCAGUGGAAUAUUGUAGUAUUUUUGACAGUUGACUAACAGCUUAUAUAUUUCUAUGCUAAUAUGAGAUGCCAAAUAUAUUUUUGCUCAGCUAAUAAUAGAUCUGUUGUGGUGUGUUUGGUGAUAAGACUCUCCUGGAAAUUUUCACUGUACAGCGAACUGGAGCUUAAACCGAUUACUUUGAUUUUGCAGACUGUUUAAUUUUUUUCCAAAGGGUUCCAUUUAAUUCUGAUUGUUACAUUCGUUUUAUUUUGACAUCAUUAUUUUCUCCUACAUUCUACACGUGUGGAGGAUCAUAUGUUUCAUAUCUUUACAUAAAUGUGUUGAAAAUGUGAUACACUGAUAAUGGACUUCACCAGCUUUAACACAUUUUUGAGCUUUCCUAAUUGUUUAAAAUGCUGUAAGGGGUGGGACAACCUUUGUGAUGUGAUAAAGCAGUGAACCAUUGUGUUCUUCAGUUAUGGACAAAAAUGUUUGCCAAACUCUAGCCAAUGGAUAUAAAGCCCAUAAAAAUUAUGAUUUUGCUUAAGAAAUGUUAGAUCUUUGUGCAAUGUGUAAGGAAGACUGAUUUUGUUGUUAUUGGGCGAUUGUAUUAUUGAAUAUGCAAGUUUAGAGUGCUAAAGUUAAUUUCUCUGAGAAUCCUUCCUUUCCAUGCACAGUACAGCAACAUAUAACUGCCCAUGUGGAUGUGAGGAUAUUGAACUAAUCACAUUGUACUUGCUCAAAAAUAUUGUAUUUUCCUUCAAUAACAGACGAAGCCAAUUCCUUUGAGUGAAUGUGCUGCAGUUAUUAUUGGGUAAUUUGAUUGAUGACCUUUGGCAUUAACACUUGUUGCUGACUGUUUGUCCUUAUAGAUUUAUUGGUAGAAGCUUUUUAAAAACACUGUCUCACAUUGUGUAAACUCUGUUAAAUUUUUAUAGGAUGGCUACUUGUGUGUGUGUGUGUGUGUGUGUAUAUAUAUAUAUAUAUAUAUAUAUAUAUAUAUAUA